Molecule: messenger RNA, 2592 nt
Organism: Eimeria mitis
Lineage: Eukaryota; Apicomplexa; Conoidasida; Eucoccidiorida; Eimeriidae
Exons: 5
Coding region: 1-2592 (863 amino acids)
Source: RefSeq, a predicted model, not a curated record
AUGUUGGUGCCGCUGGCAGCAAGACUGAUGCUGCUGUCUCGCGCUGCUACAGCAGCACCUGCUCUGGCCCCUGGGUACCUUCCUGCUGCUCCUCUGGCUGCUCGUGAUGCAGCAGCAGCAGCAGCAGCAGCAGCACGGGGCAUUCCGUUGUUGUGGGGUCCGCCUGGCAGCCACGCAGCAGCAGCAGCAGCUGCUGCUGCUGCAGCAGAAGCUAAUGGAUGGAGGUGGGAAGCAUCAGAAGUAUAUGAUGUUACUGGGGAUAUCUCUUAUAAGCUCGCCUGCUGCUUCAUGCUGCUGUAUGGACAGCCGCUGCUGCCGCGGCAGCCACCGCCCCUCGACAAGCUCACUAUACAAACAACAAAAGAGAAAAUGAAGAAUACUUUUAUUGAGGUUUCUCUACCCACCACCAUGCUUGGGGUGUAUAUACACCGCAGCGUUCAGAGGUGUACGGGCUGGAGUCUGCAUGAAAAUGAUUUCUUGCUGCACUCGUUGCUGGUGCCGUCCAGGGAGACGAGAGAGUUUGCGCGCUUCGCAGUGACGGCCUCUGAUUUGUUUUGCUUUAACAGCGCGAAGCCCCCUGAGGGCAGCAGGCCUUCAUCAGUGCUUCCUUUUCUUACAUCCUACAGCAGCAGCAGCAGCAGCAGCAGCAGCAGCAGCAGCAGCGGCAGCGGCAGGAGUAGGGGUGGGGGGGGAGGGGGCUGUAUCUGCUGCAGCAGCACAGGCGAUAGUCUAUGGGAAUGUGUGGGGGACCCUCUUGCUGCUCCAGCAUAUCUGCGGCGUUUUUUAAUAGACUCAAAUGGUGUUGGCUCUGUUUCUCCUUUUAUCAUCACUAACAACACCAACAGGCCCUGCUGUCUCCCCACGCUGCUGUCUGUAUGCAGCUACACACGCGCCCAGGAGUGCACGCAGCUGUCUCCUGCUGCGAAAACUCACUUUCCUUUCUUCUUGCAGUUCAUAGCUAAACAGCAACAGCAGCAGCAGCAGCAGCAGCAACAGCAGCAGCAGAAGCAGCAGCAGCAGGAGGAGCAGCUGGAGAUGCUCCCCGAUCGCAUUGCCCUCACACCUCUCUCGGUGCUGCAGCAGCACAACGAGCAGAUGCAGCAGCUGCUGCAGCAGCAGGCUGCGCUCAUGCUGCUGCUGCUGCCACCGGCAGCUCUGCAGCUGCUGCGGCGGCAGUCACUUGCUGCAGUGGGGGGUCAGCUGCCUCCCCUGCCUCUAUUAGAAGCAGCAUUUCAGGUGCGUCCUGCUGCUGCACCUUUUGCUGCUGUUAUGGGAGCAUCGGGGGCUAUUGCUGCUGCUGCAGUGGAGCUGCUGAUGUCUCGCCCCACACAUCUGCUGCCAGCAUCGCUGCGGCAGUACCCGCUGCACCUGCUGCUGCAGUUGCUGCAGUCACAGCGGGCAGCUGCUGCUGAAGUUGAGGCCCUUGAGCGUAUAGGUCUAGCAGCAAGAGCAGCAGCAGGGGGGCCCCCCAACAACCCGUUGCUGUGGGAGGCCCUUCGUGCGGUGCUGCUGGAGCUGACGCUGCUGCUGUCGGAUCGUUUCGCCUCGACGGGAGGCUGGCAGCAGCAGCAGCAACAGCAGCAGCAGCAGGGGGAGCUGCAGCAACAGCAUUUAGAAUGGGUUGUUGCAGAAGGAGACAAACUGAACCGCAGCAAGCAAAGAGGCGAAUCAGCAGCAGCAGCAGCAGCAGCAGGAACAGCAGCAGCAGCAGCAGGAACAGCAGCAGCAGCAGCAGCAGCAGAGGGAAAGGCGAACGAGCUGCUGCUUGAUACUGUCAAAGCCUUCAGCCCGAAACACCUCAGCGGCUCAGAGGCGGAGUGGUCUUACCUAGCAGCAAAGACGGACGCGCUGCUGCUGCUGCUGCUGCAGUUCUCUCAUUUCAAGUCUCCUCCAGCAGAUGCAGCAGCAGCAGCAGCAGCAGCAGCAGAUACAAAUGCAGGUGAAGGUGCUGAUGGCGAAGCCCCAAUGGCUGAGGAUGGAGCUGACAGCAGCAGCAGCAGCAGCAGCAGCAGCAGUGGAGCGUGUGCUGCAGCGGAUGCUGCGCUGCAGCAUGCGCAGUGGUGGCGGCGAGUAGGAGACUGCCGGCGUUUGUCUUCUUUAUUUUGUCUGUCUUCUCUCUCUGGGAAAGGGGAGGAGUUGAGUGAGAGGCAGCAGCAAAUAAAGCAGCAGCGUGGGGUGUCUGUACACCUCUCCGCGCCCCCCUUCAGCAGAGCGAAGGAGUGGGCGGAGCCUCCUGCCUUCUUCUUCUCGCUGCUGCUGAUUCGCGCUAAGUGCUUACGACGCAUUGCUGCAGCUGCUGCUGCAGCACCUGCUGCUGCAGCUGCUGCAGCUGCUGCUGCAGCAGGUGAUGCCCGCAACAGCGAUGCAGCAGCUGCUGCAGCUGCGGCUGUUGCUGCUGUCACAGAGGCAGCGGAAGCCUCCUAUCCCCAACCUACGCCAGACAUUGCUGCCUUUACUGCAGCAGCAGCAGCAGCAGCAGCAGCAACUGGCGGCGGUGCUGCUGCAGCAGACAGCAGCAGCAGCAGCAGCAGCAACGCACCCAAUGGCAACACCAAAGGGGAGGCAUCCCAGCGUACUCCAAAAGUUACCUAG